AUGACUUCCGAGCACGAAUACCAUGAUCUUCACUCCGGCAGUAGCCAUAACGGCUCUUCCACCGAAGUCGAAGAGUCCCUGCUCAGCGAGAAAGAAGACGACUGGCAACCGAAACGGGGAGGACAACGACGACGAACAUGGAAAGGGAGAGUGUUGGAAAAGAUAAAAUCAAACUGGUGGAUCGUAGACACCUCUCUCCUCCUGAUCAUCAUCGCUUUGCUCGUCGAGCCGCGAUGGCAGAAAUGGAAGAAGAUCGAGUAUGAGUUUGCAGGCGAUGUGACUGGGUUUGCUCCGCAAUUCUCGCAACAGAUAACGACCUUCAAGCCCGACUUGGGGUUCGCUCCGGAGAAUACCUCUGAAUUCUGGAGUGAUGCCGUGCAGGACAAAUGGCUGAGCAUUGUGCCACGAGGCCUGGGCUAUGUCCGCGUGGACAACCCCUCCGAAUACAACAAUCUCCCGACUCCGAUCCACGAUUACGCCAACAUGACUGUCUUUACCACGGCCAUGCCGCACCAGUUGCACUGCCUUUACAACAUCCUCGCCGUCUACGCUGCCAUCACAUCCGAUAACCCUCGUGGCCUCCCCACGGAGAUGACGUUCCAUCUGCAGCACUGCUUCGAGUACCUCCGCUUGAGCAUCAUGUGCUGCGGGGACGUCGCCCUGGAAGGCGCCGAGACGACGUUUCCGGAUGGAUUCGAUGGCAGCGAUGGGUGGGAUGCGAUGCACGUGUGGCGAAUGACAGGUUGUGGAUAUGAUGGCUGGCAUGUAGAUAGGCUGAGCAUGAUAAUGAAGGAUCUGAGCUUUUCUCCUAGAAUAACUUAUCUUUCAACCUGCUUGGACGUCUCGAGAGUGACGGACUUAGGGUUAGGGUUAAUCGCCUACCUCACCUCUGUACGAUGUAAUCGCUCAGAGCAACAGAGCAAAAACAAGGCCAUCUACCGAGAGAGCAAGAUUCAAUAUACCAAUUGUCAAUUGUCAAUUUGA
This is a messenger RNA of Rasamsonia emersonii CBS 393.64, 984 nucleotides long. RefSeq lists its product as uncharacterized. The record is from RefSeq and is a predicted model, not a curated record. The transcript has 5 exons. Gene Ontology annotation, biological process: mycotoxin biosynthetic process. Bases 1 to 984 code for a protein of 327 amino acids. NCBI's taxonomy places the organism in Eukaryota, Fungi, Ascomycota, Eurotiomycetes, Eurotiales, Trichocomaceae.